This is a messenger RNA of Aricia agestis (brown argus), 8409 nucleotides long. RefSeq lists its product as uncharacterized. The record is from RefSeq and is a predicted model, not a curated record. Gene Ontology annotation, molecular function: protein binding. NCBI's taxonomy places the organism in Eukaryota, Metazoa, Arthropoda, Insecta, Lepidoptera, Lycaenidae. The transcript has 12 exons. The coding region runs from base 428 to 7366 and encodes 2312 amino acids.
ACUUCGACAUGUUCGUGAAACCCCCCGUUGUUUUGUAUCAAGAAAAUGCAAUGGCCGCCAUCUUCGACUCUUGUGAAUGUUUUGAUCGUAGUUUCGGACUUUGAGGCUAAUUUCAUUUAUGAUAUGAAUUUAUUGCACAAAAAUUGUUUCGCUACGUUGUAGUUAUUCUAAAUAUUGUAGUGUGCAGGUAAAGCAAUUAUGUGACUUUAAAUUGUAUUCUGGAACAAUGACCUCGACUGUCGUGUCGUAUUUGUGGACUAAAAAUAUAUUACGGAGAAUGUAGAACUUUGAUGAGCACGUUAUUUCGGAGAUGUGAGAGACGGAUGCAUAAAGCGACGAUUUUCAAUUGCAGUCGUAUGUGUUAACACGGAGGCCUAGCGCUCUUCGUCCCAUCAUCCCGGGCUAGUCCCAAGAUGAUAUUCUCAGCAUGUCAGCGACAUCAGAAUAUGAACGAACGGUCCAGCAAGAUUACGGGCCGACCACCUCCAAUGAACAUCUUUAUGAGCAUGAAUUUGUUCACCCAUUGAUUGAAAAAAUGGAUGUGUCUAAUGUUCGUCCACAAAUAUUAAGGGCUGUCCCCCUCUCACCCACUCGGGGCGAUCCUGAGCCAGACUCUACUAAUCCCGAAAGCAUCAUUCAUUCUGUGCAUAAUAUUGAUAAGGACGUUAAAUAUCACAUAACAGAGAAGAGAUGUGAUAGUGACAUGUCAGUUGACACCCUUCCCAGGAUAGUUCGUUUUGAAGAAAGUAACAUUGAAAGUGUUAGUAGAAUUUCCUACCCCGUCAUACAAGGUACUGAUGACUCGGGUGAUGGUAGUUACGGGGAGAAUACGGCCACACUUAUUCAGGCUCCUCUGAAUGCGGCAAUUGUUCAUAAUGUAACAAAACUUCCACAGAAUUUUACAAUUAAUGUGGACGCAACUGUUGGUAACAUAGCAACAAUUCAAAAUGUAUCCCAAGAUGGUACCGGUAAUCAGACUUUGUGGUUGCCCACAAUUCUUACUACGAAUGCAUCUGAUAACAAGAAUGAAGAAAACAGACAAUCUGGAGUCUCACAGAUUAUUAUUACCAGUGAAAGUUAUAUUAACAACACAAAUACUACAAAUCGUAGAGGAAAUAUUAUAACUGAAGCCAGUUAUAUCGGCCGACCGAAGGCAUCAAAAGUUCAGAUACUGAGCAAUAUAUCAAUACCUAAGAAUACAAACUAUUCGCAACAAUAUGUUGCACAGGGCAAAGAAAUUACUUCACCUGUGUAUGCACAGCAAAACCACAUCUACAAAUUGAGUCCUAACCUAGUACCUACAAAACAUGUGAACAAUAAUAUUCAAAGUACAAAACCACCUAAGAGUCAGUCUUUGAUUAGCGCAUCUACCAUGACUCAGACUGUUAUCAACAGCAGUCCAGCAAAAAAUGUGCCAUACAGUCACACAUACACCAAGAGCACAAACGUGAAUAAGGUUAACAAUGGUGCUAACCUAAACGCAAUUGUUGCUGCAUCAUCCGGCAACACUCAUUGUCACAUUCUGUCCAGAGUUGUGUCAGGACCCAACAAGUUAUCAGUACAUUCUGGGAGAAAAGGCAAUGCACUCAAGGGUUCCAAAAAUUCUCAGAACUCCGGCCAAGGGAAGAAUCCAAGAUCUAUUAAAAUUAUACAACAAACAGGAAAUGCAAGUAAAUCAGAAAACAAGACGUGGCCGGUGGCUAGUGUCACAUAUAAGGGCCAAUCUAAUUAUAAUGUGGAAACGAGCACUUCUAUGGUUAUACAGAAGAUCGGGAGCCCAACACACAAAAACCAGCAGUCAAUAUCACUUCAAAAAGUUCCCAAAGGAGAGAGAUUGGUGUUGCAGUCGCCCUGCGGCCCAGUUCUUAUAUCUACGGCCCCACUUAGCUCAAGCUUGCCUAAAGGUCCACAUUAUGUACAAUCAGGAUCUACUGCAAAUCUCCAAUAUGUUCAGACAUAUGGUGGGGAAAACCAGCUCUCUACAGUUUCACAGAUUUCUGCUAAUCAGCAGUUGACUGCACAAAUCUUGCAGUCCUUAUCUCAGCCAAAACUUAUGUUGCACCAGGGCCCAUCACCCUUGACCCCAGUGAAAAGCAGCAUCAGUCCAAUAUUCAGUACACUCGAGGAACCAGUUGAAACGAAACCACCAAAUCCAAAGAGGAUUGUAUUUGGCGACAAGACGACAUUGAUGACAGCUGAUGAUAUUAUUGGAGUUGAAGAGAGACCAAAUCUUUUUGAGGAGCUGCGCAGAUACUCCUUCCAACCUUUGGCAUUUGUUAUGCUGGAUCAUACUUAUGCUUUACCUGCGCAGAAACUACCUACUCCUAGUACAUCCAAUAAGGCAGAAGUGCCAACAUCACCAAUAGCUUCCGCACCACCCAUUCCUAUCACCACUCCCAUGAGCCCAUUGAAGAGGCAAUCUCCUACGGUGAUAACUUCAGUAUCAAAUGAUAUAAUACCAACAACAGUGGCUACGACCACCAUUUGCGCUCCCAUGGCGACAACUGUCGCACCGCCAAUUGAACGCUUGCCCUUCAAACCUCUAUCCCUGCCUCAGCAAGAUGAUGAUACUGCCUCAAUCAUAUCAUCAGUGGAAGGGGAGAGAAGACCACCAAUGCCCGGUGGCAGCGACACCGAGACCGCACCCGAAGGUGAAGAGGAAGGCAAAACACGAUGCAUUUGUGAUUUUACCCAUGACGACGGUUACAUGAUUUGCUGUGACCGUUGCGGCGAGUGGCAACACGUCGAUUGUAUGGGCAUAGACAGAAAUAACAUACCAGACGCGUACAUGUGCGAGCUCUGUAUGCCUAGAACAAUAGACAGACGUCAUGCUAGAAUUAUCCAAUUACGGAAACGAGAGGAAUUGAAUGCCCUGGCCGGGUCGGACUCAGAUUCGAAUGAGUAUCCAUCGCUGAUACCAGGACAGCGACGAAAGAGGUUGCUUACUGUAACAACAUACACUAAUACUUCAGGAACUUGUGUCACAACAUACAAUUCUAGUUUACCGGUGCUACCGUCUCCUACCCCGCAGCCAACGUUGACACUCCCGAAGCGGGGCCCAAAGCAGCGCCCGAAGAAAACGGAAGUGAUGAGAAAAGGUACGAAACGGAAACUCGCCGAGAAAAGGGUUAAAAGGAAGAAGGAACUGAUGUUGAAUAAGAGCAAAUUCAACUCAACCAUGUCGAGCCAACCGCACUGGCGUGACUUAUUCGAGCAGGCUAUGACAAAUCAUUACAGUCCAGAAUUGAGAGCCAAAAUCAUGAAGUACAGUAGUAAACUUGGCAACACGUCCAACAUGUCUUCUGCAAUCACUGCACAUUUAUGCACUACAGUACCACACGCUGGUGGUAAAAUUCUGAUUGCUACUAAAGAUCUGAGAGAAAACACACCAGUCAUUGAGUUGAGAGGAAAAUAUAUGCUGUCUAACCAACACAGACCUCAAUUGCAAAAUUCAGCCAGAGCUGGCAGUCAAAAGCCAGGUCCUUUCGUAUUUUUCUAUCGCCUGCCCAAAGACAAUACUCAAAUAUGCAUAGAUACCCGAACAUAUGGUAAUGAGGCACGAUUUGUGCGUAGAUCUUGUAAACCUAACGCGGAACUACAGCAUUGCAUCGUAAAAGGUACAUUACAUGUAUAUUUAGCGACCAUCACCGAUGUCCAAUCCAACACUGAAAUAACCGUCGGUCAUGAUACCAAUGGCGCUAAACAACCCUGCGCAUGCGGGAACCCGAAACACUGCAAAGUGAACGGCUUAAACACACUUCCACCGAGGAAAAGUGUGGAUAUAUCACAGAGGGAGAAGAGAAGUAGGAACAGAUGUUUGAGCUCUUCAUCACCUAUGUCACCUCCACCGACAGUAACCACCCCAGUGACUACACCAGUCAAAGAAAUGUCGCCACCCUUUACACAUAUAAAAACAGAAAUCAAAACUGAAAAGAAAUCACCGAUUAAACAUGAGUUUCCACCUAUGUCUCCACCUAAGGAAUCAUAUGUACCUUUCCAUUACAAUGAGCCUGUUAAAUCCGAGCCAUUAUUAGAUCUGAAAGCAGACAAUCAAGAAUUCGAUCUCACUGCUAAAGAAGAAAUGAAAUCUGACUUUGAUGAACCAGAUUAUGUUAAAAGUGAACCAGAGGAGGAACAGGAGCUACCAACAUCUAUACCGGAACCGCCUCCGGAACCUCAGGAGGAAGAAAUAAAACCUAUAGAAAAGGAAAUUAAAAAAGAGGUACCUGUAAAAGUUCAGAAUGUUGAAAAAGAAAAGAUUGUAGAAAUUGAAAAGAAAGAAGAAAUUAUUGAGAAGGAUCCACCAAUGGAGAUAGUUGCAGAUAAUAUUAAAGAGGAACCAAUAAAGGAAGAAGAAAAAAUAAAAGUUGAGGAGCCUAAGGAGAAAGUUGAAGAAGAAAGACCAAUGACAAGAGAAUUUUCUGCAAAAUCGGCAUGUCACGAUAGGUCCUCUAGAUCUAGUCGGACUUGUAAUAAAGAGUCUGACUCUCAUGACGAGAAAACUGAUGAUUCUCAAGAUAAAGUGCAUACAUCUAGUAGUAAGGAAAAAGAAAAACGGAAAAUGACACGAGAGGAGCGCAAGAUGGAAGCGAUAAUGAAAGCAUUUGAGAGGAUGGAGAAGGCACAGCAGAGGAAACAAGAAGUAAAAGAAAGACAAAAGAGAAGAGAAUCUGAUCCUCAUCCCACUAACUUCACAGAGAAAGACGAUGAUGAUGACAACCAUUGCAGCACCAAAAGACGAAAGAGGAGGAAAGGACGUGCGCGUACGGCAUCUCAGUCCAACCGACGCCGUCUUAACUCUGCUGACAGUGACAUGUUGACUUCUGGAGAUGAGGCACCGCACACAGAAACUGAUGCUAAUGAUACACCAGAGAAUCAUGAUACCACAGACGCACCAGCACCACCACGAGAAUCUCUAAAUGAGGAUCUUGGGUUAAGCUCUGCAUGUCUCCUUGUGGAAGCGGCGGUCGGGUCAGUCGAAUCAGCUUUCAAACUACCCAAAACUAAGAAGACCAUGGCCACUGAAUGGAUAGGCCGCUCGCCUGACCGAACACCCUCGCCCUAUCAUUCUCCCUACAGACCAGCCUUAGUGACUGCCCCGUCACUAGAGAGCUUAGUGCGAGUCGCAUCUACCAUGAUCGGAGAGAUUGCCACUAAGAUAAGUGGCAACCCAGAAUUUCCAGAAGAAACACCCAAAUCACCUCCUAGGACGCCUGGGAGAGAGAAAAAUAGACCACCAAAGAAGGCGAAGAGGGUAACUCGAAGUACACCGACAGUAGAAGUGCCAGAGGUCACUCCUCGGACAGAUGUUAUGCAACACAGCGCUAAGAAGCGGUGGCUAAGGCAAGCCAUCAGCGAGGAAAGCGAUGCGCCAAGUAUAGAAACCUUUGUUCCAGAAUCACCUCCCAGUGAAAUGGUGACGCCAUUGAAGAAGAGGAGAUUAGCACGGGAAUCACUGUCGUGUGAUCAGAACCCUAUAGUGCCUUGCAAUGACGAGACAUCGCCAUCACUCGCUCUAGAGGACUCUCCAGUCAAAGACGACUCAAUGUCACACACCAAUCAGUAUAGCAGACACAAUAUCAUGGAUUAUUACAGCAGAGAUCGAACACGGUCGGACAGUGGGCAGGGCUCCGACGACCAGUGUAACAUUGACCAUGACAUACUCAACGUAAACAUUAAGGGACCUCACGAUAGCGAAAACAUCCGGAGGAUAAUCGGAGUACCGACUCCUGAGGAGGAGCUUCCUCCACCAGUGAUAACAAAACCCGAGGACAUUGAGACAACAAACAAUAAUAACUUGGAUAUGGAGGAGAGCAACUACAAUAAGGUCGUUCCGAUGGACAUAGAUACUACCGUCAUAGCUCAGACCAAACUAGAGUCUAAUGAAAACAGCAACGAGGUCAAAGGACUCGAGAGUCCCAACGAUAAAGUACAAAGCUCCCAAUCAGCCGACACUAGUGGUAAUUCUUCACCGCAGCGAGACGAGAUGGACGAUAUACAGAAAAAGAUACACUCGUUUCACACGGAAAACAUACUCAUACUGAAGAGCAGAAACAAAAAGCCACCAAAGGAGAAGAGAAAAAAGGUGAACCUGAAUUUUGAUCUAAAUAUGGUAGACGACCAAAUCAGUAUUCAGUUGAGGACAGAGAACACGAGUCCGAAGACUCUAGAAGUGAAUGGGGAUUUGCACGACGACACUAACUCGCACGAUGAUGCCAAGUUGCACGUUUCGCCGGAAAACAUACCGCUGCCACCCGUGGAGUCUACACCGCUGCCACCCGUGGAGUCUAUACCGCUGCCUACGUCUCCGGAGAAUAUUCCGCUGCCAGAGGAAACAAGCCCCAUGCCUAUAGUGCCUCCACCGGAGACUAUUCCUCUCCCUGAGGAGCCCAUGAAACCCAAAAAGCUCGUAUCCAAACCGAAAAAAGUCGUGUCGCCUCAAACGAAACCGGAGGAAAAGGAGGAUCGACCCUCUGUAAUCGACAGCAAUUCGGCAGUCCCGUUCUCGACGCGGUUCAGCUCGACGGGUCUGUUCUCAGGGAUAUUCAGCAACAUGUCCAACACUUUCAAAAUGGACACCUCCAUCAACGACAACAUACCCAACAUGUCUAUAAUAAAAAGUGCAAUAGAUAGGACUACAAGUUUAGAUGGUAGGUUAUUUGAUAAGGACAGUGUUAGCCCGGUGGACGAUUUGAAAAGUGUGCAAGAGAUAUUGACUCGUGUGAACAAUAUGGACUCGAAUAACAGUGUAAUAUUGUCGGGGGUGCUGCGGGGGACGACGCCUGCGGGGACGUCGCCGGUUCGAGUCCCCGCUCCGGUGUCCCCGGUCGUGGCUGGCGCUCCGCCCCUCGCGGCCGUGCCCUGCGGAGUCCCAGCGCCGGUGUCGCCCGCGCCGCUCUCUCAGCCCCAUCCGCAUCCGGUGCGGUCGCUCUGCUCGCGAGCGCUGGACCCGCGUUUAAACCCACCGCCCGUCGACAAGCCCAAGCCCGUCAGAAGAAAGCUGUCCAUCAGCGAGUAUCGGUUACGGCAGCUCGGGGCCGUGGGGAGCUGUGAGGAGGGCACAGAAGCGCCCUGCGAGGGCGAAGGCUCCUCGGAGGUGGAGGAGUGGUCGCGGUCGUCGGCGUCGUUGUCGCCGCAGCGGCUUGAGGCUGUCGCGGCGGCUGCGGCUGAUGACCUCGAGCAGCGCUUGCACAGGGACCUCCAGACGCAGCUACCAGCAGCAGGUGUGUUCGACGCCCAGCCGACGGCGUCGGAGCGCCAGCGAGAGGACCUCAGCUCGCGGCUGCGCCUCGAGUACGGCCUCGCGCUGCCCGACGACGACGCGCGAGCGCCGCCAGAUACCGAUUCGUCGAGGCGGGCGAGAUAGAGUAGCGACGAGCGAGCCGCAUCGAGCUGCACGGACAGUGUUAGUGACGUGUAGCGGACUCCAAUAUUGUGUAUAUUUCCCCUUUCAUUUCUCUCUUUUAUUGUGACGAUUUUCUGCGAGUACAAAUUGUUUUUAUUUCUUGUGUACAUAAUGUAUAUAGAGCGGUGGGGCCCCGGCCGCCACUUGUAUAUGUCAUAGAGAUUUUUUUAUAUAUGCAAGCGGUUCACGUAUUUUACCUAUGUACUAAUUUAUUGUAUUAGCGAGGAUAGGGCGAUUCGGCUAAGAAUUUUGUACGCAUAAUGUAAGUUAUAUUUGUUUUUAUUGUUUGUUUUACUUGUAGAUGGUAGCGUAGUCGUAGAGUGGUAGGAGUAAGGACUAGUAGUUCUUAAGCCGUUUCUAGAGGUUUAGAUGUGUCAUAUUUUAAGAGAGUGUGGAUGCAAAGUUUCAACCGAACAGUUAUAAAAUCCUUUAAGCCAUACUUUGGUAGCUGAAUAUUUAUUUGUUAUAAAUAUUUAUAUUUUAUUAAAUAGUACAUGAUUAUUGUAUUAAUUAACUUUUGACAGUAUCCCAGUUAUGCAUAAUAUGCCUUAUGUCGCAUAAUAACAUUUCUUGCCAGAAUUUCUCUACUAAUACAGUAAUAUGGAAAUUGAAAAAUGCCCAUAACACAAUUGCAUUUGGAGAGAAAUUUGACAUUCAUCACAUAAAAUCGUUUACCAAUUACAUUACAAGAUUAAGUAUAUCUCUGGCUUUGUAAUAAUUUUAUAAGGUGUGUCCUGAUAAGUUUUUAUCAUCACCUGAUAAAAUGAAAUCAACAAAUUUUUUCUCAAAUAACCAUUUGAUUAAUUUGUUUGUACGCAAGGAGGACAGGUGUGUAGCAGGACUUUUUAUAUAUGGGCAACUGCACAGUUUGGUCACAGAAAGUUGUGUCGUCAACUCCAGUUGGGAAGCUUCUUCAUAUAAUUUACACUGUACAUUAUACCUCCUAUGGUCGAACUGUACAGCGGGGCUAAAAUGGUCGCUUUGAAGAAUUAUGAUAUGAAUCA